This is a messenger RNA of Caenorhabditis elegans, 835 nucleotides long. RefSeq names its product LYAR-type C2HC zinc finger protein (gene C16C10.8). The record is from RefSeq and is marked reviewed. Gene Ontology annotation, cellular component: cytoplasm; nucleus. The transcript has 4 exons. Lineage: Eukaryota; Metazoa; Nematoda; Chromadorea; Rhabditida; Rhabditidae. Gene Ontology annotation, molecular function: DNA binding. Bases 1 to 762 code for a protein of 253 amino acids.
AUGGUUUUCUUCUCGUGCAACAACUGCGGUGAAGCUUGCAAGAAAAAUCAGGUCGAACGUCAUCUCUUCCAAUGCCGUAAUACUACUUUCAGCUGUAUUGAUUGUCAACUUGUCUACACCCGUGAAACAUACAAAGAUCAUGUAAAAUGCAUCACUGAAAAUCAGAAAUACGGAGGAAAAAACUACGUUGAAAAAGAGAAUAAAGGAGAAGCGAAACAAAAUGCGUGGGUUGAUCAAGUGAAUCGUGCCAUCGAAUUUGUCACCGAUUCACAAGUGAAAGAACUGCUGAAAAGUGUUGCUGGAUUUGCGAAUAUUCCAAGAAAAGAGGCGAAAUUCAUCAAUUUCCUGACCAACUCGUGUCGGCUCCGUGAUAAGAAUCUUGCUCUGAGAGCUUGGCAAGCAAUUGCCGCAGAAGCUGAUAAAAUGAGAGAGGAAGCGAUUCGAAAGCAGGAGGAGACGCAGAAAAUGGAAAAGGCUCAAAAAGAAGCCGCCGCAGCAGCAAAGAAGGAAACAACUGUUGCAACGACAGCAGCAGAAGUCACAGAUGCUCCAGAAUCUACAUUCAAAUGGAAGAAGGUUAUCAAGCGGAAGUUGAAGGAAAAUGGAGGAGAAAUGAAGAUUAAGAAGUUGAAAAAAGCCAUUAUUGAAGAGCUCUCCGCAGCCGGAGCAGCAAGUGAUGACGUGGAUUCGAUUUUCGACGAAAAACUUCAGAAAUGUGCGGCGGUUACUGUAGAUGGGAAGAAAGUUUCGUUGGUUGUAUGAAUCCAUUUUUUGUUUUUUCGUUGAUUUUAUCCCCUUUUUUCAUUUUGUUGUUAUUGUUGAAUUGAAUUGAAAA